AUGGUAAUGAUGGAACCGAUAUCCCGAGAGAUGGAGGAGAGCGAGAUGGCAGAACAGCUUCGCGAUUUUGUGCCCGGCUCCCCAGAAGAGAAGAAACUUGUACGCAAGAUUGAUCUCUAUCUGAUGCCGAUCCUAUGGAUCAAAUAUGUGUUUAAUUACAUUGAUCGAACCAACAUUGGAAAUGCAAAAAUCGCCGGCAUGCAGCACGAUUUGAGCCUGACCGACGACGGCUAUGCCUGGGUUCUCUCCAUCUUCUUCUUUGGCUACCUGCUCUGCGAAGUGCCCUCCAACAUGCUCCUCAGCCGCAGCCGGCCCUCCGUCUUCCUCCCGACCACGAUGCUGGUCUGGGGCGCGCUGAGCGCCUGCAUGGCCGCAUCGCGGAGCUACGGCGCCCUGCUUGGCUUCCGCUUCGUCCUUGGCUGCGUCGAGUCGGGCUUCUUCCCCGGCGUCUUGUACGUGCUGAGCUGCUGGUACACGAAGGCCGAGCUCGGCAAGCGCUUCGCCGUCUUUUACACCGCCGCCGUCUCGUCGGGUGCCGUUGGCGGCAUCCUCGCGGGCGCCAUCACUGCGAAUUUGCACGGCGCUUGCGGCAUCGCCGGGUGGCGCUGGCUCUUCAUCAUUGAGGGCGUUGCGACCGUCACCGUCGCUCUGGCCUCGUACUUUAUCCUGCUGGACUACCCUUCUACCUCUAAAAAGCUGAGUCCAGAGGAACAAAGGCUGGCCACGCUACGAAUCAUCCACGAUGGAAUCGCUAACGGAAGCGCAGGAAAGCCCCGGCUGUCACAUUGGCAGGCUUUUUUAGCUGCAAUCUCCGAUCCCCGCACAUACAUCUUCAUCCUGCUCUACAUGCUCGACAUUGGCGCAGGCACUAUAUCAUACUUCAUCCCUACCAUUACUCUAACACUGGGCUACGAUACUGUCAAGGCGCAAUACAUGACAGUGCCAAUCUACGCUGUCGCGGCCGUGUGCCUCAACAUCAUUGCCUGGUCGUCUGACCGACACAUUGAGCGCCGCUGGCACAUUACCGGCGCUCUCGCCAUCGGCUUUGUCGGCAGUGUCGUGUGCGCCGCCGUGCAACAUGCCGUCGUGCGAUACGUCAUGAUUUGCUUCAUCGCCGCGGGUAUCUGGUCCGCCGUGCCGCUGAUCCUCACCUGGACCAGCGAUGUCAUCAGUUUGCCGUCAGAAAAGCGCGCCAUUGUGCUGGCUCUUGUCAAUGCGUUUGGCAACUUCUCCAGCGUCUACGGCAGUCGUAUUUGGCCCAAGAGUGACUCCCCGGGCUAUCAAAUCGGCUUCGGUGUGACUGCGGCGUUUCUUGGCGCUGCAAUGGUGCUGGCCAUGUCGGGACCUCUGCUUUGCCGCUUAUCCCAAGCCUGGGGUCGCACAGAUGAUGCGGCUCCGACGAGUCUGGAGAAGACAAAGGUCAAAUAA
Molecule: messenger RNA, 1428 nt
Organism: Beauveria bassiana ARSEF 2860
Lineage: Eukaryota; Fungi; Ascomycota; Sordariomycetes; Hypocreales; Cordycipitaceae
Product: major facilitator superfamily transporter
Exons: 2
Coding region: 1-1428 (475 amino acids)
Biological process (GO): transmembrane transport
Cellular component (GO): membrane
Molecular function (GO): transmembrane transporter activity
Source: RefSeq, a predicted model, not a curated record